UUCAAAAGUUAGUAUUUUUUUCCUAACCACUAAAGAAUAAUUUUGUCAAUCUUAAAAUAACUGUUUGUUUCAAAUAUUCUUAAUGCCAAGUUGAUGAAUCUGGAGCUUUUAUGGUUGUGCUUGCAUUACAUAGUUUGGCUUGUGGAAAGAAUACUUGCCAAGUAAUUUGGUCACAUCUUUUCUACAUAUCCAGAACUUCAUGAAUAUCAGGUUGGGGCAAAUAUAAGACUUACUGUCAGAGAAUUUUCAAUAAUUUUUUCCUUUAGAUAAAUUGUGGAAAUAGUUUUUUUUUUCCUUGAUAAAGGAAGGAUUAAUGAUUAAUUUGAAGAAGGGGGUGAUUGUUUUUUAACUACUACAUUUGUACAAAAGAAAACAGCACCACUGUUAUUCACACUAUUAUGUGGUUACAGUUCAUAUUUUUAACUGCUUCAAAUAGUCUUUAGCUUUUGUGGUGCUACAGAAACUGCAAAAGAAUUUUACCCCAUGCAGGAAUUAAAGACAGGCUGUACUUGAAAAUAAUGGUACUCACACUGGGUUUGUAGGAAAGCAUUUAGGAGAAAGCACGAUAGUUGAAUAUAAAGACAGGAAUAGAAAAAAAUAUUUUUAAGUUAGUUUUUAUGUGUUAGGUCCUAUCUUUUUGACAGAUUUUGAAAAAAUAAAAAUGUUUUAACUUUCAAAUAAGUUAAUGGCAAUUAUUUAAUACUUCAGAAAUUUUUGUUUAUUUGUUUUAAGGAUUUUUUUUUGUUUGUUUUCUACUUCUUUCUCAGGACAAGUUAUUUUUGAAAUGUUACUUGAUUAAAAUCAUUAUUUGAUAGAAUUUAAUAUAUGUACUUCCCAUUCUUGGUUAGUAAGCAGAAUUUACUAGUCUAAAACUUAUUCAAAAAUGUUUAUCUCAAAAUUUAGAGCUGGAAGAGAGCUAAGAAGUCAUCUAACCCAUUCUUCUCCCAUUUUAUAGUUGAAGAAACUAAGAUCCUAAGAGUUACUUGCUUAAAUUCACUUAAGUAAUAAUGACCCAGAAUCUGAAUACAAGUAUUCUAACUAUAAAUCUAACUAAUUCUAUGCAGAAGGAGGUACUGUUAGGUCUUUGAGAGUACCCAGAUGAAUAAUGUAUGUUUUUCCCUUCAAGGAACUUAUACUCUAGUUGUAGAAAGAAGUUGUUUGCAGCAAAUAACAUUAAUACAAGGGCAGUAUAUACCUUUUUAAUAAGGGUUUCUCAUUCAAGUGGCAUAAGGCCUGAUGAUAAAUAAGACACAAUUCCUAAGAAAUUGGACUUACCUAACCAUCAGGGUGAUCUAAAGACAUCACAAAGGGGAGCUUUUGGCUCUUGGUCUUGUCUCUGUAUUCAUGGAGCCCAUAUUUUACCCUUUCAUGUAGCCCAGACAUCAUAUUACAUUCUUAAAAAAUGGUCAGUUCGAUGUAUUUACUACAUGUACAUUUAUAGUUUAGGGUUUCAAAGGUUAAAAAAAAAAAACCUUCAAGUCUUUAUCAGUCUCAUUCAGAAUAAAAGGAAUAGACAAAAGUAGGAACUAGUCUUAAGAUAUUUUAACCAAUGACAUGGUAGCAUGCAAAUCAGUGAAAUCAACUUAUUCAGUAGAAUAAUUGGCUAGGAUACUUCUGAUGUCAUAAUUCUACUACUUAAUAAUGGAUUGAUUAUAUAGAGAGCAGGUGUGUGAGCUUAUGGUUCCACUUGAAUAGCCUUUUAAAGAGGAGCUGUCCAGUGGUAUUUGGAAAGUCCAAAAGAAGAUAGGAGGACAAGGAUCAUCAGAGGGAUGGGGAUAGUGCCUGUGAGUACAUGUAGACAGCAACACUGAACCUUGAGACGGUGUGCACUCUCCAAAUUGCAUCUUUGCCUUUUCAGAAACCAUCAUGCAGACAUCAGAGACUGGGUCGGACACAGGUUCGACAGUGACUUUACAGACAUCUGUGGCUGGCCAAGCAGCAGUGCCCACCCAAGUAGUACAGCAAGUACCUGUACAGCAACAGGUACAGCAAGUACAGACUGUGCAGCAGGUACAGCAUGUCUACCCAGCUCAGGUGCAAUAUGUGGAAGGAAGUGAUACAGUCUACACAAAUGGAGCAAUCCGAACAACAACUUAUCCUUACACAGAAACCCAGAUGUAUAGCCAAAACACUGGAGGGAAUUAUUUUGAUACCCAAGGAAGUUCUGCACAGGUGACUACAGUGGUCUCAUCUCAUAGUAUGGUGGGCACUGGAGGGAUUCAGAUGGGUGUUACAGGAGGACAACUCAUUAGCAGCUCUGGAGGAACCUAUCUGAUUGGCAAUUCAAUGGAAAAUUCUGGCCAUUCUGUGACACACACAACUCGGGCCUCCCCAGCAACGAUUGAAAUGGCGAUUGAGACGCUGCAAAAGUCUGACGGUCUGUCCACUCACAGAAGCUCUCUUCUCAACAGCCAUCUCCAGUGGCUGUUGGACAAUUAUGAAACAGCAGAAGGUGUGAGCCUCCCUAGAAGUACCCUUUACAACCAUUACCUACGACACUGUCAGGAACACAAACUGGACCCAGUCAAUGCUGCCUCCUUUGGAAAACUCAUAAGGUCAAUUUUCAUGGGGCUACGAACCAGGAGAUUGGGAACUAGAGGGAACUCCAAAUACCAUUACUAUGGGAUUCGUGUCAAGCCAGACUCCCCUCUUAAUAGACUACAAGAGGACAUGCAAUAUAUGGCUAUGAGACAACAACCCAUGCAGCAGAAACAAAGGUACAAGCCUAUGCAGAAAGUGGAUGGGGUUGCAGAUGGUUUCACGGGAAGUGGUCAACAGACAGGCACAUCUGUUGAGCAAACUGUAAUUGCCCAAAGUCAGCAUCAUCAACAGUUUUUAGAUGCAUCUAGAGCACUUCCAGAAUUUGGAGAAGUUGAAAUAUCUUCUCUACCAGAUGGUACUACCUUUGAGGAUAUCAAAUCAUUGCAGAGUCUUUAUCGAGAGCACUGUGAGGCAAUAUUGGAUGUUGUUGUGAAUCUUCAGUUUAGCCUGAUAGAAAAAUUGUGGCAAACUUUCUGGCGUUAUUCUCCCUCCACUCCAGCUGAUGGCACUACCAUUACUGAAUCCAGCAAUCUGAGUGAAAUAGAAAGCCGACUUCCGAAAGCAAAGCUGAUAACUCUGUGCAAAAAUGAGUCUAUUCUGAAAUGGAUGUGUAACUGUGACCAUGGGAUGUACCAGGCUUUGGUGGAGAUUCUCAUUCCCGACGUCCUUAGACCUAUUCCUAGUGCCUUGACCCAAGCCAUUCGCAAUUUUGCAAAAAGCCUUGAAGGUUGGCUUUCCAAUGCCAUGAACAAUAUUCCACAGAGAAUGAUACAAACCAAGGUUGCCGCUGUAAGUGCCUUUGCCCAGACUCUGCGAAGAUACACAUCGCUUAAUCACCUGGCUCAGGCAGCUCGCGCCGUACUCCAGAACACUUCUCAAAUCAACCAGAUGCUCAAUGACCUCAACCGUGUUGAUUUUGCCAAUGUCCAGGAGCAGGCUUCCUGGGUGUGCCAGUGUGACGACAACAUGGUUCAGAGACUAGAAACAGACUUCAAGAUGACUCUUCAGCAACAGAGCACUUUGGAGCAGUGGGCUGCCUGGCUCGAUAACGUCAUGAUGCAAGCGCUAAAACCAUAUGAAGGGAGGCCCAGUUUUCCUAAAGCUGCACGGCAAUUUCUGCUAAAAUGGUCUUUCUACAGUUCAAUGGUUAUCCGGGACCUCACCUUGCGCAGUGCUGCUAGCUUUGGCUCAUUCCAUCUGAUCCGUCUGCUCUAUGAUGAGUAUAUGUUUUACUUAGUAGAACAUCGUGUUGCUCAGGCAACAGGAGAGACACCUAUAGCAGUCAUGGGAGAGUUUGGCGAUUUGAAUGCCGUGUCCCCUGGAAAUAUGGAUAAAGAUGAAGGCAGUGAAGUUGAAAGUGAAAUAGAUGAAGAACUGGAUGAUUCUGCAGAGCCUCAAGCCAAAAGGGAGAAAACAGAGCUGAACCAGGCAUUUCAGGUGGGCUGCCUACAGCCAGUCCUCGAGAGUGGGGUACAGCAGAACCUUCUGAAUCCCAUUCACAAUGAGCACAUUGUUACAAGUACUCAGACUAUCAGACAGUGCAGCGCCACUGGAAACACCUAUACUGCAGUCUAACAAAUAUUAAAGCUUAUUUUUCCAGAUUAUAUUUAACCCUGGUGAUAUUGGGCUUAAGUUGACAAAAGAAUAAGCCUGAAGGUCGACUGUUGUCAAAUUCUAUCUGUGCUGAACAUUACCUUUUUUCAGAGUUGUGAAAUGGAAUGGGUGUAUGUAUUUUUGCCAGGUCUGUUUAAUUUUUUUUUUUUUUUUGUAAACAAAUCAUUUGCCUCUCAAUAUGAAGAGUUUUCUUAGUUUCAGGUGUCAAGAAGGAUUUUUGCAAAGCUUAAUGUCAAUGUUUUUGUCCUCUUAUAAUUAAAAAGUAAUUUACAUUUUUUCAUAGUUUAAAAAAUAUGUUAAUGUUAAUUGUUAGUCAUGGUGUAUGAUUUCAUAUGUAAGUUUUUUAAUUAGGUGCACUUCUGUGAAAUAUCAAAAGAAACAAAUUCCUUUGAUUUACACUGGAGGCAUAUACUCAUUUGACAGCAGAUGCAUCAAAUUUGCUUCUGAAAGGUGCUUUUCAUUGGACAGAACCAUAAGACACUUUUUUGAUAAUGUUUCUGAGUGUGGAGGGAAAAUACAGAGCAUUUUUAUCAUAAUGCUAGAGGGUUGGGAAGGUCACUUAUUUUUCUCUGAGGAAAAAAAAUUAAGCUGUGCAUUUUUCAGCAUAGAAUAAAUGACAAAAUUACCAGAGAUUAUGUUGAUGUGUACAUAAUAUGUAUGCAUAAUUAUCAAACCACAUUAACAAUUCAAGCUUCCGUUAAACAUCAAGUUUUAGAUAUUAUUUGCGUACCAAUCCCUCUGUUUGAAUACUACUGAGUCUGUAUUUGGGACCACUGCACACAGAUGCUUUCUGCUGUUAAGUGGAGCUGUUGUAGUUUAGAUACUGAAACAGAAAAAAGUGAUGACUUUUUUUUUUUAUUAAAACUUUAAAUGUACAUGCUACUUAUGCUCAGCUGGACAUACAGGAAACCAUUCCGUCUGGAUGACUUUCUUCUAUUCCAGGUCUUUUUUUUUUUCCUAAUAGUAGUUCAAUGUGCUGCUAUUCUAAAAGAUAAUUUAUAGAAUGCAAGGAAUGUAGCAACCUGCAUCAUUAUUUCCUUCAAAAAAAAAAAAUUUCCUGGUUCCUAAAGUAAGUGGAUUUAAAUUUUAAGAAGAAAACUAAGGCAGUGUAGCUGGCACACCUCACUUUUACUUAUUCCCAACUCGAUAGGAUUGGAGUAGGUGGCUAGAUGUAUCAUUGCCAUUUAAUUAAGAAUGUACAUCAGGGAUCAUCGUACCUCGGCUAUUACAUGGUGCCUUAAAAACAGAACUGAAGCUAAGGUUUAGUACUUUUUGUUAAUAUGAGUAACUCUGAAAUCCAUUUAAUCAGGUGUGCCUGUCAUUUUCCAAUUCCCCGAAGUAAGGGCAGGUAACAGUCUUCAAAGGAAAUUUCAGAUGGGGAGGGGAUUGGAGAAAGGGAGGUUGACAUACCUCUCUUCCAGUGAUGGCAAACCUAGUUUUUCUUAUUUAGAACUGAAUUUCACUUUCUUACAAAUCAGAUUUGCUUAGGGUUGUGGGGUAGCAGGCUAGUUUUAAUACCAACUUAUGUCAUUCAAAGUAGGGUUCCCGUACCUCCAAGCAACAUGACAUAUUUUCUAAGCCCUCCUUGUCUCAUUUUAAUUUUAAAAAGUAAACAAAAUGAGCAGGUACUUAUCGCAGUGCAUCUUUUCAGUGUAUGUAUGUGUCUAUGUGUAUGCUUGUGUUUGCACGCACACAUGUGGGCGCUCAUGUGUGAGCACAAAGGGGGAGCCAUCUGCCACCAAGUUGGAAGGUGAGCUUAUCCCCAUUAUUAUCAAUGU
Messenger RNA from Antechinus flavipes (yellow-footed antechinus), 5933 nucleotides. It is a transcript of the gene RFX3, whose product is annotated as regulatory factor X3. NCBI's taxonomy places the organism in Eukaryota, Metazoa, Chordata, Mammalia, Dasyuromorphia, Dasyuridae. The transcript is spliced from 17 exons. Gene Ontology annotation, molecular function: DNA-binding transcription factor activity, RNA polymerase II-specific; RNA polymerase II cis-regulatory region sequence-specific DNA binding. Gene Ontology annotation, cellular component: nucleus. The coding region runs from base 1867 to 4116 and encodes 749 amino acids. Gene Ontology annotation, biological process: regulation of transcription by RNA polymerase II. The record is from RefSeq and is a predicted model, not a curated record.